This is a messenger RNA of Gadus morhua (Atlantic cod), 2079 nucleotides long. RefSeq lists its product as uncharacterized. Bases 225 to 1217 code for a protein of 330 amino acids. The record is from RefSeq and is a predicted model, not a curated record. The transcript has 2 exons. Lineage: Eukaryota; Metazoa; Chordata; Actinopteri; Gadiformes; Gadidae.
UACUUUAUUUUGCUCAUGUUGAACUUUCCCUCCUAAUUUGAACUUCAGUCUUUCUCAGUGAGCAGCCGUGAACUCGAUUUUCCUCUGAAUCCACUCUGAAUCCCUUUCAUUGAUAUACUUUUUUUAGGAACACUUUAUCCUCCUUUUUUUUCUCUUUCAUUUAUAACUUUAUACUUUAUAAGGCACAACACAUUUUCAUCACAGAAAAGAUAAGUCGAGCUGAGAUGGCCUAUGAAAGAUGUCCUACUCUGUUCCUCGCCCUCCUGCUCUGCUUGUCCCCAUGGCCUGCCUCUGGAGGUUCAGAAACAUUUCAUCUAACCUAUAAUGGUGAUACUUGCGUUGAUGAAUGUCGGUAUUAUAGCUCUAAGGAAUACUACUGGUGCCGUACUCUAUCCGGCUGGGGUUACUGCUCUCCUCAGCAAGACAAGACCUACAAAAGGGAAAAUUGUCGGUCAGAUCAUAAAUGUGGAUUUUAUGGCUCUACGUAUAGCUGGUGCUACACAACAAACAACAAAGACUAUGACUACUGUGGACUUGUGGUUCCUAGAAUGUGUCCAAGAACAUCCCUUCAGCUAACCUGUAACUUCGAAAACUGCAUUAAUGACUGCACGUAUUCCAAGAAAAUGCACUCCUUCUGGUGCUAUACUAAAAACAGCUGGGACUACUGCUCUCCUAUUCAAGACUUCACCUACAAGGGCACACCUUGUCGGUCAGGUCAUGAAUGUGGGAGCCAUGGCUAUAGCUAUAGCUGGUGCUACACAACAGACAACAAUGACUAUGACUACUGUGGACAAAUUCUAACUCUCCCGCCAUGUCAUGAUGUUUCUCGCUUCAAACGAUCAUUAGACCAAAGGGGAAUCUGCAGAAUAGAAGGAACCGAUUACACAGUAGAGCAAACUAAUAAACUAGCGAACUGCACUCGGCGUUUGCGAAAGGAUGCAGAAGAAUUAAUCAAUCGAUGGAUUGGCAAACCUUUGCGUGAUAAACCGAAAUCGAAUUUGUUGACUUCAGACAAUCUUCGCAUUGACAUCCAGGGGGCAUUGGGACAUAAUGUCAACCUGCAAAUCCAGGUUAAUUCCCAACGAAGAAGAGGUGGGAGCACCUCACUGGCUCAGAUCAUAAUUCCUAACGAUGCCUCAGAUGAUGAGAUACGCACUGCCUUUACAUUGAGCUUAGAACUUCGGUCAAGGGUCAAAUUGGUAAGGGAAAAGUGCUAAAUAGUGGAAAAUCUGGCUCGUCUGGCAUAGCGGUUAAUCUAUCUCGGCACAAAUGCCACUUAAUUGGGAAAAGAUCCGGUGGUCUUAUCUGGUCAUAAUAUGUGGUAGCCGCAAGGCCACAAAGCAAUUAAAAGCAGAGCAACGGGUUCCAACAUCUGCGGUCGCCAUCAUUUCUCCCUCCAUGAUACUUGUAUGUGAGACCCUACAAUAACCUGCCAAAAUAUGCGUGAAUGCUGAUUCUAAUGUGACACAAUGUACAACCAUGUUAGUCUGAAUCCAGAAACACAAAAAGCAAAAAUACAGCUCAUCUUCAUGCAGAACUAAUGCUUUGCUGUUAAACUUAAUUAAACUAAACAGGCUUCUGUAACUUGCCUUAUGUUAUCCUAAUAUGUGUGCCUUGUAUGUUACUUGCUGUAAUUAUCGGCGAUCGCACACUGUAUCAGUGCGGUGUCACUAUUUAAUAAAAUCCACAUGUAAUCCAAUGUAACCUCAUAUAUCACAAACUGAAAUGUAUUAAUAUCCAACAUGGAGGGACUUCUUUCUCUCUCUGGCCAAGAGCUCUUUUUGCUGUCCUUGCAUUAUUUUCCCCUGGGGCGCCCGCUGUCUACAACUUACUACCUACUCUGCUAUCCUGCUCCAUCUGGACUCAACACUAUGAACACUGUGCCUGGGAGGCUACCAGUGUGCCAACCUCUCUGGCGUUGAAGCGCGUAAUUCGAUUUUGGGCCAUCAGAUUAUAAUCUCUGUUUUAUCUUCCUUUAUCUUAUUUUAUGUAAUUUUUGUAUCAAUGUUACACCACUUUAUUUGAGCCAUUUUUAUAAUACUCUUUUGAAUUGAAAAGUAAAAGAAAACCAAAGUUAAA